GUAAUGCGUUCUUGUAAAAGGUACGUCCUGCUCGUUAUUCUUUUUUAUUUCGUUGGUAACAUAUCGACUUCAGGGACUCAUUACUCAAUACCUGAGGAAAUGAAAGAAGGAUCAGUUGUAGCAAACCUUGCUACCGAUCUCAUCCUGGAUGUUAAAACACUGAACCAGAGGAAGAUGCGUCUGGACAUCAUUGCAAACAAGAAAUAUCUGGAUGUGAACAAAGAGACUGGUGAGCUGUAUGUUGUGGAAAAGAUUGACCGGGAAAAUGUUUGCAAUACCAAAUCAUCAGCGACUUGUUAUCUCAAACUGGAAAUAAUACUAGAAAAUCCAGUCCGAAUUUUUAAUAUAGAAGUAGAAAUAUUGGAUAUGAACGACAACGCCCCACAGUUUCGGAGAGACGCCAUUCAUUUAGAUAUAUCUGAAGCGACGCCAAACGGAGAGAGAUUCUCUCUCAGUAACGCAGUUGAUCCUGAUGUCGGAACCAACUCAGUGAAAACGUAUCAUCUGAGUGAAAGUGAACAUUUUAAUAUUGAAGUUAAAACUGGCAGAGAUGGGUCAAAAUUUGCUGAAUUAAUCUUAACAAAGACUUUAGAUCGAGAGCAGCAUGCUGUCCAUAAUUUAAUACUCACAGCUGUAGAUGGAGGCACACCUGCUCGUUCUGGCACUGCACGUGUUAUUGUUCGUGUUUUAGACACAAAUGACAACGCUCCUACUUUUGACAAAUUAAAUUACACGUUAAAGAUAAUGGAAAAUUCUCCCACUGGAAGCCUCGUUAUUCAUCUCAAUGCAACAGAUUUAGAUGAAGGGUCGAAUUCUGAUGUAACGUAUGCAUAUAGUUUAUAUACGUCAGAGAAAACACAGGAGACAUUUCAUCUGAAUCCUUCUACUGGUGAAAUUACUGUUAAAGGAAUGUUGAAUUAUGAAGAUUACAGGAUUUAUGAUAUGGAAAUUAUAGCAACUGAUAGAGGAGCAAGUGCAUUAUCUGGACAAUGUACUAUUAAGAUUCUGAUUGAAGACAUGAAUGACAACCAUCCAGAAAUAUCCAUUAAAUCAUUCCAGAGUCCAGUCAAUGAAAACAUAGAAUUAGACACAGUGAUAGCUGUAGUUAGUGUCAGUGAUAAAGACUCAGGUGACAAUGGAGUGGUUGAUCUUCAUAUUCCAGAUAAUAUGCCCUUCAAACUGAGGGAGUCCUCUGAUAACUAUUAUGAAUUAGUAGUGUCACAGGCACUAGACCGUGAGAAGGUCACAGAAUAUGACAUCACUUUCACUGUGACAGACAGAGGCUCUCCUCCUUUAUCUGACAAUGAAACGAUGAUGUUAGAACUGCUGGAUGUAAAUGACAAUGUACCACAGUUCCCUCAGUCAUGUUAUACUAUACGUGUAAUGGAGAAUAACGCACCUGGGGCCUUGCUGAGUUCACUCACUGCAUUUGACCCUGACCUCCAUGAAAACCAGUAUCUAGUGUAUUUCAUCCUGGAGAGGGAGAUAGCCAACACCUCCAUGUCCAUGCUGUUCUCCAUCAAUCCAGAGAACGGUAAUCUUUACGCACUAAAAACCUUUGACUACGAGAUCGAGAACGAGUUUCUUUUCCACAUUGAGGCCAGAGACUCUGGCUCUCCUCCACUCAGCAGCAACGUGACGGUCCACAUCAAUAUAGUGGACCAGAACGACAACGCUCCGGUUAUUGUCUCUCCGUGGCGCGCGCACGGCUCGCUGGUGGAGGAAAAGAUCCCCAGAUCCACCGAUAAAGGCUCUCUGGUGGCCAAAGUGAUCGCCUUGGACACCGACUCGGUGCACAACUCUCGGAUUACGUACCAGUUUCUACAGGUGACUGACGCCACCUUGUUCAGUCUGGAUCAAUACAACGGAGAGAUCCGGACUAUGAGGAUGUUCAGUUACAGAGACCCGCGUCACCAGCGACUGGUUGUUGUUGCAAAGGACAACGGGGAGCCCGCUCUCUCCGCUACAGUCACCAUCAAGCUGUUUACGGUGGAGACUGCCGUUAAGGCCUACUCUGACAUGACGGAGGUGCCUCUAGAAUAUGACAUCUUCUCAGACCUGAACCUGUAUUUGGUCAUCGGUCUGGGCUCGGUGUCAUUUCUCCUACUGAUCACCAUUUUGGUCACCAUCGUGCUCAAGUGUCAGAAACCCAAGCCCAGCAAAGCGGCUCCUCCCUGCAGGAACAGUGUGAUCAGUGAGAGGAACUCCACCAUCGCAGACUCCACUCUGGUCUCCAACGAUGCCUACUGGUACAGUCUGUUUCUAGCAGAGACCAGGAAAGGGAAGAUGGUGGUUAGACAGCCGGUGCCAAAGGGCUCCAGAUACAUCGUGUCCAGUCUACCAAGAGGCACAGGACUGACAAACACUAGUGACUCAGCGGCUUCCACUCUGCAGGUGAGAGUCCAAUGGAAGAUCGUAAAACAACUGGAAAGCUCCGUGGUGCUGAACCUCACACACAAUAUGCGCUCGCUGCUUUCAGCACCGAUACAUCUUUGGGAUUAA
Molecule: messenger RNA, 2502 nt
Organism: Cyclopterus lumpus (lumpfish)
Lineage: Eukaryota; Metazoa; Chordata; Actinopteri; Perciformes; Cyclopteridae
Product: protocadherin alpha-C2-like
Exons: 2
Coding region: 4-2502 (832 amino acids)
Biological process (GO): homophilic cell-cell adhesion
Cellular component (GO): plasma membrane
Molecular function (GO): calcium ion binding
Source: RefSeq, a predicted model, not a curated record